AUGAGCUACAGGCCCUAUCACGGUCAGGGCCAGCAGGGCCAGCAGCAGCCGCUGCCGACACAGGGCAUGAAUUCAUCUCCGUCAUACGUCGGCGGCGGCGGCGGAUAUCAACAGUUUUCGAGUCCACAACAACAGCAGCAGUUCUACUCGAUGCCUCAGCAACAGCAGCAGGGGCAGCAGUCAUAUAUGCCGACACAUGCCCAGCAGCAGAUGGCGCAGUUUGGGGGGAUGCCCACGGCGGCGUAUCAGGGAUACGAGACCAACAACCAGGCGUUUGGAGGGCAUCAGAUGCAAGCAGCUGCCGCGCAGUAUGUCCCGCCGCCUAAUGUGUGGCAACAACAGCAGCAACAGUCGCCUGGGGGUCAGGGCAUGAUGUUCCAGCAACAAUUUCAGCAACCGCAUCAUCAGCAGAUGUAUCAGCGGCCUGUCGCUUCGCCGCAGCAGCAGCGCUUUCAACAACAGAGUCAGGUUCCUUCACCGCGACAGAGGACACCAUCAAUUCCCCAGAGCCAAGGAUAUCGAUUGCCGCAACCCCAACAGCAGACCCAGCAGUACACGCAGCAACAGCAACAACAUCUGCAACAACAACAACAGCAGCAACAGCGCCAGCAAUAUCAGCACCAGCAACAGCGACAGAGCCAUGUCCAGCAGCAGGCUCAAAUACCCGUCUCCCAGCCGUCGCCGCAACCUGCUCGAAAGCAAUCUCAGCCACAAAUACAACAGCAGCGGCAGCAACCCGUUCAACAGCCACCACCUCAGUCCUUUCAGCAGCAGCCACAACAAACUACCCAGCGACCUGUCCAAGAUGCUGCUCCUGAGCCUACUCCCGAGCCUGUGCAGCAUCACCGACCUCCCCAACCUGAACCACAGCAAAUGCACUAUGUGAAUUUGCAGGAUAUUCAACAACUACCACCUCUCCCUCCAGUCACAAUGGGAAACCUACAGAGCUCUUCAAGGCAUGAACCCCCCAAAGCUCAGCCGCCGCAACAGGACACUAUCACUGUGACACCCAUGGAGGUGAUGCUGGGAAGUCCACAGUCUCAACAUCUCCCUCCGCCUCAACCACAACCUCAAACACACCAACAAAGGCCUGGCGCUGCCACACCUCGAAUAAAACCCAGUCCGCUUUCGUCCGUUGGCAACUCCCCGGCUCUGACUGCGCGCUCUCCGAGCCUCACCAAGAAGUCGCCGGCCACCACACCAAAGGCUCGACCGCCGGAGACUGUCCAUAUCAUGGUGGCGGUGGCCGAGGAGUGCUUCGACAAGGCUCGCGCUUCCGUCCACGAUGUCGCCAUGUCUCUGAGUGAUACCCACGUAGAGGAGUACCAGAAACUGAUAUCCACGGGCCUGGCAUGUUUGGAGGCAUCAUUACAGGGCGGCCGGCUAUCCCCCCGUCAAGAGGCGAGGAUGCGACUACGAUACGCCGCUGUACUGUUAGAAGAGACGGAGAAUUUGAUGGAGGCUGAGACAGCGCUCGCCAAGGGCAUCUCCCUGUGUGAAAAGCACCGCAUGUCUGAUCUUAAGUAUUGUAUGCAGUAUAUCCAGUUGAAGCUAUUGUUCCAGCGAACCCAUAAGGCUGCCCUGACAGCCGUCGACCGCCAUAUCGCGGACUGCGAGACAUAUAAACACGUACACUGGGCAUAUGCGUUCAGGCUACUGAAGAAUUCGUUCUACAUGGAAGUCGGCCAGACCGCUGACGCCAGCGCCCUCGAAAACAUCCGCUCCAUCCAGGUCCUGGCCAACUCACGCGGUGACAAUGCCAUCAGCGCCUUCGCUUCUCUCCUUGAAGGGCUCACCCUCCUCAAGGCGUCCAAAGACGGCAGCAUCGAAAAGGUGCAGCAGUGCAUCGCCCAGGCAGCCAAGUUCCAGUUUGACCCGUCGGUCCACAUCAUGCAGCUCGAUAUGCUCAUGUUGCUCCUCGACCUCGCCUCGAGCAUCAACCAUCAGAGCCCAGACGUGACGACCCAGAAGAUGCGGGCGGUGCAGAAUCGGCUGGACGAGUGCGGCGACUGGCAUAACGUGAAGUCGGACUUUCUCAUCCCCGUCAAGAAGCAGCCCUCGACGGCGCACACCAUCAGCAGCGAUACAGCCGCCAUUAUCCGUCAUGGAGAUGGAGAUGCCGGGCCUGUGGAUUACUUGGUGAUGUCGUUUAUGACCAAGAUUGAGCUGACUUCUCUUGUUUUCACCUUUAGCGGUUUGGCGAACUUGCACAAGACAUCUCAAUCUCAACUUGUUCGUCGACCCGCCUCCGAUUUCUGGCGAGAGGGCCUGAAGAUUCUUGAUUCUUGGGACAACACUACUGCCGGAAUUCGCUAUGGUCCUUCUGUCUCACUACAAGAGGCCAUUCAACAACGCGAAUGGCGCAUGGAGGCUCAAGCAUACCUCAACAUCUUGCUCGGCCUGUUCACGGCUAGUCACUGCCAAUGGGACAAGGUGAAACAAUUCAUCGUCAAGCUUGAAACUCUUAUUACUCCAUCCACGCAGGGCAUCCUCAGGCUACUAGCCAUCUACCUAUCUGGUGUCUAUCACCAGGGCACAGGAGACCUCCAGACCGCCCUCGACAUCUUCCGAGCCCCUUCGUUCGACAUUGCUCAGCGCGGGACCGGCGUCAAGGCGGCGCAUCGAGAGCUGGCCAUGCUUGCCGGCCUCAACAGGCUUUGGAUUAUGCAGCACCACUCGCAGCGGGAUGACCAAGAGACCCUUGACUUGAUGGAGCAGCUGCAGCCCCUUUGCUCGAGCCAUCACAAUGUCGAUCUGCGCACGGCUUGGCACAACGUCAUGGCUGCCAUCACCACGGAUCCUCCACAGCAGCUCAACCAACAGAAGCAACACAUCCAAGCUGCCAUGGGCGGGUCCAAGUCCACUAAUAAUGUGCUGGGCGCCGCCGUGACGCUUGCCAUCAUGCGAAACCGGCUGUUCGAGAACGUCAUUGGCGAGCAGGCUCUCAAGAGCGCACUGGCGGCAGCCAAGCAGGCGCAUCGCAGCGGCAACGUCCUAUGGCAGAGUGUCGCAGAUGGCAUGCUCGCGCAGUCGUACGAGGUUCAGGGCCAGCAUGAGGAAGCGGCUCGAGAAUGGGAGAAGGCGACGAUGGAGGCAGGGCAGGCAUUUUCAGGGCGUUGCUGA
Molecule: messenger RNA, 3123 nt
Organism: Fusarium falciforme
Lineage: Eukaryota; Fungi; Ascomycota; Sordariomycetes; Hypocreales; Nectriaceae
Exons: 5
Coding region: 1-3123 (1040 amino acids)
Biological process (GO): maintenance of mitotic sister chromatid cohesion; mitotic sister chromatid cohesion
Cellular component (GO): chromatin; SMC loading complex
Molecular function (GO): double-stranded DNA binding
Source: RefSeq, a predicted model, not a curated record